Talaromyces stipitatus ATCC 10500 is the source of this 1546-nucleotide messenger RNA. RefSeq lists its product as hypothetical. Gene Ontology annotation, cellular component: nucleus; Cdc73/Paf1 complex. Gene Ontology annotation, biological process: transcription elongation by RNA polymerase II; positive regulation of transcription elongation by RNA polymerase II. The record is from RefSeq and is a predicted model, not a curated record. Gene Ontology annotation, molecular function: RNA polymerase II C-terminal domain phosphoserine binding. The coding region runs from base 369 to 1454 and encodes 361 amino acids. The transcript is spliced from 2 exons. Lineage: Eukaryota; Fungi; Ascomycota; Eurotiomycetes; Eurotiales; Trichocomaceae.
GACUGUCUCCUCUCCUCUACUUUCUCUUCUUGCAGAUACGAAUUCUUGGCUUUAUUACGAGGAUAUCUGCGACACAAAAUGUCCUCGUCCGAAGAUGAAGCCGUCCGACGUCCAGGUCGCGGCGGAAGAGCUUACAACGAGGACGUGAGCAACGAAGACGACAACGCCAAUGUGUUUGGAGAUGAAAAUGAUGAUAAAGAUCUUUUUGGCUCGGGCUCAGAACCUGACUUGGAAGAGUUCAUAUUACUACCGCCAAAUGUAAAUCAAGCAGUAACUAAUCGUCUCGCAGACGGCCACAUCGCACUCUUGACGAUUCGGACCUAGAUUCUGGCGACGACGAGGGACGCCAUGACAGGACAGAGGAUCGCAUGGACUUGGGUGAAGAUGGAGAGGAGGGGUUCGGCGAGGUGAAAGUAAUGGACCUCAGUCUUGGAAGGGCGCCGGAGCCGCGAUCCACGAACGAAGAGAUUUAUACAAUGGAAAUUCCAAAUUUUCUCUCUUUGGAAACGGAAGAGUUCAGACCUGAAACAUAUGUGGCGCCACCGUACUUUACAGCUGCGACUUCCUUGUGUUGGCGAUACGAUCCCAAAGACCAGACGAGCCUCCAAUCCAACGCUCGUAUCAUCCAAUGGGAGGACGGCUCACUUACUUUGCAACUUGCAUCUAAUCCCAAGGAACAGUACAGGAUCGCAUCGAAACCACUGGCACCACUCAACAAGGCAGGAAAUUACGAUUCUACUCUUGAUACACAUACAUACUUAGCAGCAGCCGCCGAGACCGCCUCAGUAUUCAAAAUCACGUCGCAUUUGACUCACCAAUUAAGACCUCUACCAACCAAUUCAGAGACCGACGACGCUAUUCAACGUCUACAAGAGAAUCUGGCCGCUGCUGGGCGUGGCGGUAAAGCCAAUGCCAACGGCAAUGGAAUUGCUAUCAUCGAUAUCAAGGAAGACCCCGAACUAGCUGGGAAGAGGGCUGAAGCUGCGGAAAAACUGAAAAUGAGGGAAGACAGAAAGCGACAACAAUAUGCAGACCGCGAACAGAACAGAACUGCCCGCCGUGGAACAUAUCGCCCAUCUCGCGGCGGGCUCACUGCUGCCGGAUUGGAAGACGAUGAUGGCAUGUUUGCUACAAGACCGGCCAAAAGACGUCCUCGUACCAAUCGCCACGGUGAAAUCUACUCAGAUGAUGAAGAAGAGCACGGCCGACGUCGACAGGAUUCUUAUGAAGUUGACGAUUUUGUCGCUGAUGACGACGAAGAGUUAGAAGAGGUUGAGGAUGAAGAAUCUCUUCCUGACGAUGAAAUGGAUGCUGAAGGAGAGGAUGAUGAUGAGGAAAUCGAAAAGCGUGCGCCAUCACCUAAACGGAGAGAUGCCGGUGAAGGUGGUUCCGGUUCGCCACCUGCGAGGAAGAAGAAUCGUUAUCGUGUUGAGGAUGAUGACGACGAGGAAUAGCAUCUUGCAUUAUUAUGAGGUCUAUUUCAAUUUGAUUUUGGCUUGUCAGAGCAUAUGGUCAAUACGUAACAUGAUAAUAUCUUCUGCAAAGG